This is a messenger RNA of Fusarium falciforme, 3291 nucleotides long. Its product is annotated as NACHT domain-containing protein. NCBI's taxonomy places the organism in Eukaryota, Fungi, Ascomycota, Sordariomycetes, Hypocreales, Nectriaceae. The coding region runs from base 1 to 3291 and encodes 1096 amino acids. The record is from RefSeq and is a predicted model, not a curated record. The transcript has 8 exons.
AUGUCGCUGAAGGCCCCAUCAGCUGCCCAAUCAGCAGGCAGGGAGACGAUCAAAAGAGCCUUCAAAGACUUGGAACGCGCAAUUUGUCCAGCUGACUCUCGCGACUUCACAUCGACAACAAUCGGAGAUGUCAGGAGGGCCUCUAUCGAGAUUGAGAGGCAGCUGGCAGCCCGACAAUCCCUGCGUAAUAUGCGGAGGCUGGAGGCGCUUUUCCUAGGUUUGGAGCACUACUCCAAGGUCAUUGAAGUAUUGUGUAAUGGGACGGAUUAUCUGCCGUGGAUAUGGGCCCCUAUAAAACUUAUUCUCAAAAUCUCGAGUGAUUACGUCCACGCGUUUGAGCGGCUCAUCAAGGCGUACUCCCAGAUUGCCGACUCGCUUCGGAGAUUUCAACUCUUAGAGCAAUCUUUCCAGGAUAAACCACAGCUCUAUCCUACCUUUGCCAUCUUUUACGCAGACAUUCUACAAUUCCAUAAAGCAGCAUACAAAUUUGUCACCCGUCGUUGCUGGAAAACUCUCUUCGCGACGUCAUGGGGCCGAUUUGAACGCAAGUUUGAUAACAUUCUCGACGACCUCAAGAGGCACGCAGCGCUCAUCGACAAAGAGGUCAACGCCCACAACAUCCUCGAGGCUCGGGAAAUGAGAAAGGAACUGGAGUCCUGGAAAGCUGAAAGCUUAGAAAGGCUCGCCCGGGAGGAGAGAGAACAAACAGCGCGGCAGGUUCAAGGCUUAAUCACCUGGCUUAGGCUGGAUGACUCGGACCAGAUCAUUCUUCAGGACUCGCUCUCAAGUGUCAGCGUCAACUCCCCAGGGACCGUCGACUGGGUGUUGAAGAAACCAGAAGUGGCUGCAUGGCUCCGACCAACGCCCGACACUCCUUUCCUAUGGCUCCAGGGAGGCCCCGGGACUGCAAAGAGCGUUAUCACUGCUGGACUGCUGAGGUUCCUCGACAGUCAGAACAACCCACUGGUGGUCCGACACUUCUGCUCAUACUCCCGGAGUUCCUCGACACUCUACGACCAAAUCAUCAAGGCUCUGCUUCUCCAGACCGUUCGAGGCGAUGGCGACCUUGUGACCCAUAUCUAUGAAGAAUAUGUCGGGAGCAAACAGGCUACCCUCCCCCUCCUUGAGAAGCUUCUCGAAACUUCUGUUGAAGUGCUUUCCGGGGGCAACAAGGAUCAAAAUCCUGUAUAUAUUGUGCUGGAUGGAUUGGACGAAUGCCCCCAUGACAAGCAGCGUCGCCUCGUUCGAAUGAUGGAUCGCCUGGUGGCCAACGGGAACACCUGCAAGGUCCUAAUAUCCAGCAGGGACACAGUGCCCCUCCUUGAAAAGCUGAAGAGAAGACCAUGUGUCUCUCUUUCGGAGGACAAAGCUAAUCUGAUAGUGGCUAUUACGAAAUUUGCGGACAUGAGGCUUCAGGUCAUGCGCAACAAGUUGAUGGAGCUUGGGAUCUCAGAAGGAGGCCUUCAAGGUAUAGCAACCCAGAUCGGGGUCAAGUCUGAUGGAAUGUUUCUAUGGGCAUGCUUAGUCUUGAACUACCUUGCUGCGAACUUCUUUUACAGCGAGGACGAGUUCAAGAACGCGGUCGACAGCCUUCCACGGGAACUCUCGGAAUUCUAUGACAAGAUCUUGUCCCGCAUUCUAUCCGAUCUCGACUCCCGCUCCGCUCUCCGACUAAGAACAAUGUUUGGCUGGAUCGCGUUUGCCAAACGCCCACUCCGAAAGGCAGAGCUGCAGUCCGCCUUGUUAUUUCACUCUGAAGACCCGAUCGGCUCACGGCCUAUCCCCUCGUAUAUCCUUGAAGUUUGUAAACCACUUGUUGAAGAAAGGAGAAAUUCGACUCUUUCAUUCAUCCAUGGCUCGGUCAAAGAUUAUCUUCAAAGCGAGACUUGUCAAAGAUCCGUUAGAAUUUCGGAGCAAGCGAUUCUCUGGGAAAACGGUCUUGCCUCGUUACGAUGUCUCCGCACCGCAUUCAACGUUUUUAACAGGCAUUUCUCUCAGAGCAGUCGGAAUUUGCAACUUCUCCGUGGAGUAUGGGGCUUUAUUCCUUAUGCUAGUAGAUUCUGGUGCGUUGGAUUGCGAGAGAUGGUCUCGUUCCCAAUAGAAGAUUGGGAUCCUCGAUUUGAGGAGAUAGCCGCACAGAUAUCGGCUGCAUUGGCAACAUCGCGACCUGGUCAUGACGACCACGCUUCGGGACCGACCGUCAAGGAACUCGAGAAGAUUAGGUGUUUUUCGAGUCUAUGGUAUGAUGCUACUAUUGGCUUGAGAGCUCACGCCGAGCGACGGCUGUUGCCUGGCGACUCAGAACUGGGAGGCACGUUGAUGAAUCCUACCCAUAUUCACAACAUUUCCGAAAACUAUGAGAUAACCAUUCAACAGCUGAUGAGUAUCCGGGAGCACUCAGACUUGACACCAUCGGAACUUGAACAAUUCCGUGACAAUUUCGGCGGUCACGCCUAUCCAUGCCGCUUCCCUUCCUGUACCUACGCUAUAAAAGGCUUUGGAGAUAAUAACGAACGCGUCGCUCACGAAAUCGAACACACGCCGAGAUUCCCCUGUGUCGAGCCAGGUUGUCAAUACCCGCCAUUUGGUUCUAGCAGGGCCCUAAAAAGGCACCAGUCAGACUGCCACGGCAAACGCAAGAGGAAACUGAGGGUCAAAGCUGCCUUGCCUAACAUGGGAGAACGACGUGAAAUGGACUCUCGGCUUACCAGAUCUGGCACACACGAAGUCGGGCAUAAUAUGCCUUUCCAUUGUGACGUCCAAGGGUGCUAUCGAAAGGAGGGAUUCAACACCAUGUAUGAGCUCGACAGCCACAAGAGGUUCGUUCACAAAGACUCGCAAGGUGUUGGAGGAAUGCCUGUUGCUGUUCAAGGAGCUACUCAACAACCGGAAUAUCCUGCCGUCGGGCCUCCUCUCUUCUCUCCAAAGACAGAGGACUGGCAGUCUGUCGAUAUGCAGUCGGUACCUUCCAACAACCCCUUCCUCGAGUCUUCUCCUGUAUCUACUUCGCAAGCACCGUCUCAACCUAGCAACAGCUCAAAUGCUCCUGUUUUGCAUCACCUCAGGCCCGCGCAACAACAAAUAUUCAAGCAGGAGCAGCAAUUACAGCGCUACAAUACCCCACAAGAGAUCGCUGUGAUGCGCCAGCAGCAGCUCCUUCAAGAUCAACAGCUUGCUUUGCAGCAGCAGCGAUAUCGGCAGCAGGAGCAGAAAUAUCGGCAGCAGGAGCAGCAAGUUCUACAGCUGCACUUGCUGCUGCUGCAGCAGCAGCAGCAGGGACAAAGGCAAUAA